Molecule: messenger RNA, 1508 nt
Organism: Malus domestica (apple)
Lineage: Eukaryota; Viridiplantae; Streptophyta; Magnoliopsida; Rosales; Rosaceae
Product: triacylglycerol lipase 2-like
Biological process (GO): lipid metabolic process
Molecular function (GO): hydrolase activity, acting on ester bonds
Source: RefSeq, a predicted model, not a curated record
UGAGCUAGAUCCAGCCAUAAAUAUUUUGUUAUUAUUGUGCAUAUAUAUUUGCCUAUAAAAUAAGAAAACAAAAGCACUGAAAAUUUGAAACCGUUGCACCCAGAAACCACUGCGCUCAAAAAUGGCUAACCCUUCAACCACUCUAAUAUUUAUGGCUCUACUUUGUAUUUCAGCAGCAGCAGCAGCGACAAAAAAUAAGCUGUACUCAAUCGAAAAUUCGAAUGUUGGCCUUUGCAAAUCAUUAGUGGAGACACAAGGCUACAUUUGCCAAGAACAUAAAGUAACAACAGAAGAUGGCUACAUCCUUGGCCUGCAGAGGAUUCCAAAUGGACGAUCCGGUAAUACGACAGCCGACAAGCUGCCUAUUCUGUUACAACAUGGAUUGUUACUGGAUGCUUCAUCAUGGCUAUUCAACCCGCCGGAAGAAUCUUUGCCAUUUAUCUUGGCUGAUCAUGGUUUUGAUGUCUGGCUUUCCAAUGCUCGUGGGACGAGAUCUAGUCGUGGACACACAUCACUUAGUCCUAAUGAUCCGGCUUACUGGGACUGGUCAUGGGAUGAAAUGGUUGUUUAUGAUCUUCCUACUUCAGUCCAGUACGUCCGUGAUCAAACAGGACAGAAAUUACACUACGUCGGACAUUCCAUGGGAACUUUGGCUGUCCUCGCUGCCUUCUCGGAGAAAAAGCUGUUUAACUUGCUAAGAUCAGCUGCUUUGCUUAGCCCGGUUGCUUAUCUGGGUCAAAUACCCUCACUGAUUUUAAGAACUGCUGCCGAAACAUUUUUAGCAGAAGAAGUGAAAUUGUUGGGAUUCCCGGAAGUUCCAAACGAGCAGAUUAUAAAACUAGUGCAAUCGAUCUGCAGAUCACAGGGAAUUGACUGCUCCGACUUACUGGCAGCUGUCGGAGGCCCAAAUUGUUGCCUCAGUCAUUCAAGUAUAGAUGCUCUCUUUAAGAACCUUCUCCAGCCCACUUCAACAAAGAACCUUAUACAUUUUGCUCAGAUGAUCAGGAAAGGAACCAUAGAAAUGUACGAUUACAGUCACGCAUACAUGAACAUGGAACACUACAGGAAGCCUACUCCUCCCGUGUACAACAUGGCAAACAUUCCGAAGGACAUUCCUCUUUUCCUCAGCUAUGGAGGGAGAGAUUCAAUUUCUGACGUGAAUGAUGUGGGAGUUUUGCUUGACGACCUCGAAGAUCAUGAUAAGGACAAGCUUGUGGUACUGUACAGAGAGGAUUAUGCUCAUUUGGAUUUUAUCAUGAGUGUGAAUGCCAAUCAACUUGUGUAUAAUCCUCUAGAGGCCUUCAUCAGGCUUCAUUAAUUAAGAGUAAAGACUACAGCUACUUUUGCAAAUAUGUUGAAGACAUUUCUUUUGUCUGACAAUUAUCAAAAUUCAUAAGUUAUUUAUAAAGAAAUCGUAAAUAGGGUUUCGGAUUUGAAUUCCGUAGGUAAUUUAAGGAAGGUAUUGCUUGUAUAGAAGUUACGCAUCUACAUAUAUGAGCUUUCCUAUA